This is a messenger RNA of Eublepharis macularius, 1206 nucleotides long. It is a transcript of the gene VAMP4, whose product is annotated as vesicle associated membrane protein 4. Bases 148 to 573 code for a protein of 141 amino acids. Gene Ontology annotation, biological process: vesicle-mediated transport; Golgi ribbon formation. Lineage: Eukaryota; Metazoa; Chordata; Lepidosauria; Squamata; Eublepharidae. The record is from RefSeq and is a predicted model, not a curated record. Gene Ontology annotation, cellular component: membrane. The transcript has 8 exons.
CCGAGCGAUCGAUGGAGCUGCAGUUGGUGACGGCGAUUCAUCCUCGGUGCCCCGGCCAUUUCCGUGCCGGCUCUGAACGGGAAUUAGGCAUUAUCUUCUCCCUCCUUCUUCUCAUUGGGCAAACAAAAGCAACACCUGUGUGAAAAUAUGCCUCCAAAAUUCAAGCGCCACCUCAAUGAUGAUGAUGUUACUGGGUCAGUGAAAAGUGAGAGGAGAAACCUGUUGGAGGAAGAUUCAGAUGAAGAGGAGGAUUUCUUCUUGAGAGGGCCGUCUGGUCCAAGGUUUGGACCCAAGAACGAAAAGAUCAGGCAUGUCCAAAACCAGGUUGACGAAGUCAUUGAUGUCAUGCAAGAAAACAUUACCAAGGUGAUAGAAAGAGGAGAGCGGCUGGAUGACUUGCAAGAUAAGUCAGAGAGCUUAUCAGACAACGCAACAGCUUUUAGCAACCGGUCUAAACAGCUCCGAAGGCAAAUGUGGUGGCGAGGCUGCAAGAUGAAGAUCAUUGUGGCUUUGAUUGCUGUUGGGGUCCUGCUAGUGAUUAUUGUUCCCAUCAUCCUCAAGUACCACACUUGAAUUGCCGGAGGAGUUUGCUCUGGACAUGGCUUUGGGAUGACAGCGAAGCAAAGCAGCCGCGGGCUUUCAGUGGAACAUGACAUGUAUAUAGCUUUGAAAUGUUUCUUUCCUCGGAGACAAGUGACCCUGUUCUGAUGAGAGCAUUCAGAGGACCUGGCAAAUCACCCUCAUUCUCCAGCCAAAAAUUCAUCAACUUUUGUGUCAACUUUGAAUCAAAAACCUCACCGUCUGUCUGCUGAAGGGAAACCCCGUAUGGAGCCAGAAACUUACCGGUGUAUUUCUCUCUCUCUCUCUCUCUUUUUUUUUUACAUUGUAUAUAUUGCUACCUGUGAAUGAUGUUAUUUAUAAUUUAAAACAAUUUCCUACUACUGCUGGCAGCGGUCAGUGUUGGAAGAGUAGGGGGUGGGAUGAAGAAUAUAAUGUCUAUAUCACUGUUUUAAGAAAAACCUCAUUGUUGAGUUGAAUGACUGCAAGGAUGUCACUUUUCCCCUCACAUUUUUUUGUUCCAAAACUAACUCGAUUUUGCAAGCAGAUUUUCUGUACUUGUAAAAAGGGAUCCAGAAGCUCCAUGUUUUCGGUAUUACUGCUUAUGAAUGUGACCUAAAAAGCAUUCCAGUAAAAACCUAUUUUUGA